Molecule: messenger RNA, 1098 nt
Organism: Dipodomys ordii (Ord's kangaroo rat)
Lineage: Eukaryota; Metazoa; Chordata; Mammalia; Rodentia; Heteromyidae
Exons: 2
Coding region: 48-1007 (319 amino acids)
Source: RefSeq, a predicted model, not a curated record
AAGAGCCUGAGUCACAUGGGCCUCCGGAGGGAGGCCCUGCACAGCCCAUGACCAGGCCUAAAGCCGCGGUGUGGGGUUCCUGUGACCAGCCCCACAAAGCCAGCCCCGUGAGCCCGUCGGCAGCCCUGGAAGCGCAGCCAUGGCGCUCUCUGCCAAACGCCCGGGCGGGGCUGCCCAGGACCUCCAGAUUGGAAGCUGUGGUGGCCUGGGGUAUGUGUGUGUGUGUUCACCCACGCCCCUGGCUUCACCUCCCUCCAUUGGGACCGGAUCCAGUGCAUUCUGUGGAUGGGCCUGCCUGGUGGGACCCAGCUGUUAGGAUUAUGGGGUGCUCCCGAAGACACAGCCAUGCCCAUUGCCCCAAGAUGGCUAAGACCUGGGUAAGGAGGUCCUUCUCCAGUCCCCAAGGCUGGCGGCCUCCUGAGUGCCGAGAUGAGGGCACACAUCCCUCCUCGCCAGUGAAGCCCCUUGGAGCCCAGGGGCCCUGGAGAUGCCUGGCGGGGGCCACGCUGCCAGUCCUGGGGGAAAGACCUCACAAACCUAGCCGGGGGUGGGCCUGGCACCACCCACGACUGCUGCUUCCAUGCCAGUGGCCACCAGGCCGGCUGCAGAUGCUGGACUGGGAACAGGUAGGGGCUUCGCAGGCAGGGUGCCACCUGCGUGCGCAGCGAGGCAGCGUGGGGGCGUUGGCACGUCUGUUCUCCUUUCGGCUGUUGCAGAGACAGGCAUUUCAAAACCACAAGUGCCCCGGGCUAGCCUGCUCCUGCGGGGUCAGCCUGCUCCCACGUCACCCCUUUCCUUUAGAAGAUCAAGCCACACACGUGGUUGUGGGGGUGCCGGAGCCGUGGCCCGGGCUCCCCUCUGGAUGGCCAUCUUUCUGUCUCCCACUCCUGGCUGUCUCUCCUCCCCAGGGGCGGUGCUCGCGGCCGGGGCUCAUCACUGCUCAUGGUCGAGGCGCAUCUGGAUUCUGCCUUCCUUAUCAGCAGGGUCUCAGUCCUCGUGGGAUGUGAAGGUGGGGCCUCAGCCAGUGCGGGGAAGCUGGUUGGAUGGUGAUCUUCUCACAGGCUGCGGCAGCCACACCUGCAGCUAAGCGAGGGAGGA